GAGUGAAGGCGCAAAGUCAGCUGUCAUCCGUACUUCCUGUUUUGAUUUUGCACGUCAGUUUUGCGCUCAAGUAUUUUUUUAUUAACCGUAUGAAUCCCUGAAAAUCGUCCAGAAAAGGCAGAGAAUCAUGAAGAUUAUCGUGAAGAAGCUCCAGGGAACAGAAUGUGACAUAGAAAUCUCAGAGGAGGGCACAGUACAGGAGCUAAAGAUGAAGAUAGCCGAGGAAAUGAACAUUCCAGUGUCACAUCAGAAGCUCCUCCGUACGGGAUUCACAUUGGCCAACAAUCGCACCCUGGAUUCGUAUGGCAUCAAAGACGGGACAAAAUUGGUGCUGCUGACAAAGAAGCCCGAUACCCUUGAGGAAGCCAUCCACAAGAGCUUCCUGAAAUUCUACACAAAUGACCAGGCAGACAGGCUAACGGCUGCCUUCAUGGAAGAUUUCUCCAAGAAGGUUUCACAGCUCAGCCUCGAUGACAUUGAACGUUUUGCCGCUGCUUCCCUGAAGCAACAGAUCUCUCAAUAAAGACCCACAAAGAAUGCUUCGCAAGUAAAAAAGAAAAA
Lutzomyia longipalpis is the source of this 561-nucleotide messenger RNA. Its product is annotated as ubiquitin-like protein 4A. NCBI's taxonomy places the organism in Eukaryota, Metazoa, Arthropoda, Insecta, Diptera, Psychodidae. The coding region runs from base 128 to 523 and encodes 131 amino acids. Gene Ontology annotation, molecular function: protein binding. Gene Ontology annotation, biological process: post-translational protein targeting to endoplasmic reticulum membrane. The record is from RefSeq and is a predicted model, not a curated record. The transcript has 2 exons.